GAGGCCAGCGAGGUCUCCUUCAAUGCCGCCAUGUGCUUCUCCCCGUGGGCUCAAGCGCUUCAGCUGCUGCGAAAUCUGGAGGGUCUCAAGCCUACGGAUGCCAUUGGCUCCAACGCCGCGGCCAGCUGCAUGGAGCACUGGGUUUGGGCCCUGCAGCUGCUGAAGCGCCUAGGCCUCCGGCAACUGGAAGCCACGACGAUCAGCUUCAACAGCACCAUCUCUGCGGGCGCCCGCACGACCUCGUGGCAUCAAACACUCCAGCUGUGGAAUUCCAUGGGAGCCCAAGAGGACAUCAUCAGCCGCAAUGGGCUCAUCACCGCGGUCGCCUCGACCGCGCGGAUGGGCGCCACGUCCCGAUGGCCUGAAGCCUUACACCUGUGUAGCGCAAGCAGUGCGAAGAGGUUGCAGCCCAGUCUCAUCACUUACAAUGCCACCAUCAAUGUCUGUGAGAAGGCGGAGGUUUGGCCGUGGGUCCUGGAGCUGCUCCGCAUGCUGGGUCCAAGCCUUGACCUCUUUAGCAACAAUGGAGCGCUCAAGGCAUGCGCUUGGGAUUUGUCCCUCGUUUUGCUGCAUCACAUGGGCCACCUGAGCUUGGAGCCGGACCAGGUGAGUCUCUCUGCUUCCAUGGGCUUCCGCUGGCGCCAUUCUGUGGCCCUGCUGCGUGCAGAGUGCCUGCCGGUGCCGAACGAGGUGAGCAUGGGUGCAGCCCUCAACGCAUGUGAGAAGAGCACCCAGUGGCUGAAGGCUAUAGUGUUGCUAGGGCUGAUGCCAACAUCACAGCUAAAGGCCAACUCCACCAUCUACAACACCACCAUCAGUGCCUGUGAAAAAGGCUUCACUUGGGCACAGGCCUUCGCUACCCUUCAACAGAUGAUGAGAAGCAGAGUCCAACGCACCGAGACCACCAUCAAUGCCUUAGUGAGUGCCUGUGAGAAGUGUUCCACCUGGCUUUGGGCCCUCCACCUCCUCGCCCCAUCGACCGUGCGGGGUCCCCCGCGCGCGGGGUCGCCGAUGGGACUCAACGCCGCCAUGGCUGCCGGGCACAAAGGACAUUGCUCUUGGCGGAGAAUCCUGAGACUCCUGGCAGACACCGGUGAACUCCGCACCGCGGUCUCCUUCGACUCAGCCCUGGCUGCCUUGAGCUGGGAGUGGACCCAAGGGCUCCACCUGCUGCGGCAAAUGCAGUGCGAAGUGGGAUGCACCGGAUUCAGCUACGAGCUCCUGAUGAACGCCUUGGACUCCGCGCCCAGACACGUGCUCUUGGCCCACGAGCUCCUCACCGAGGACGAAGGGGUCCGAAAAGGGGUGCGGAUGGGGCAGACGCGGACCGUUUUGGUUGGCGCGAAGGAGUUUUCACCCUGGGCCAUGAGGGUGGAAUGUCAUUUCGUGUUGAACCUGGGGCUCAGGUGUCGUUCACCGUUGGUUUGAAGCGUUGCUGCAUUUCCCCAUUUUGGGGGGGAAUAUAAUUCUUGGUAUGGGAGUUUGGAGCUCGACUGCCCGACCCGCACCUGCAGCGCCACGGUUCUGUGGAGGUGUUGUCCAUCCCUCGUGUCGCAAACGCGCCUUCCGGUGUGGUGGGCAUGGCCGAAAACGCGCUCCCCACUGCAUCCGCAGUCGAAGGUGCUACCACAUGCUACAACGACUUCUUUUGGGGGGGAAGGUGCUUGGUUGCGGGUGCCUGGAGGUGGGUCUAACUCCCUGUCGGUGCCAAAGGCAGGCACCUGUCGGGCAGGUCUCAGAGAUCACGGACACGGAACUACUGGACCACCUGCGAAGACGCGCAUGAUGCGAAAAUGGGCGAAGGGCGGUGCUGCGAAGGCUUCAUCCGCGCACCCUUUUUUUUCAGUGCUUGAUGCGAAAAAGGUGGUGAGAGCAGGAA
This is a messenger RNA of Durusdinium trenchii, 1879 nucleotides long. Lineage: Eukaryota; Dinophyceae; Suessiales; Symbiodiniaceae. The record is from the annotation of a GenBank genome assembly.